Messenger RNA from Amoebophrya sp. A120, 1370 nucleotides. Lineage: Eukaryota; Dinophyceae; Syndiniales; Amoebophryaceae. The record is from the annotation of a GenBank genome assembly.
CGUCUCCGCAGCGACGGAGAAGCGGAAGUAGGCCUCCAGCUGCUUCAGUGUCGAAGACGACAGGUCUAGCGUUGCUUUUGUUGCUGACACAGCAAGCUGCGCAGCUGGCGGGGAUGAAGACGCAGAAGAAGUUCUUGGCGACAUCGCAGCCGUCACAAGCGGAAACGCCUUCGAAGAGCCCGUCGGAUUUGUUUGGCACUACUAGAACAUCAGGCUCCUUGGGUGCCGUGCCUGAGUCCGCGAUGGGCUCGGGGGCAGCAAUUAUGGUGAGCGAUGGCAGUGACGAGCGAGAACGAGAUGCGGAGACCACUACCGGAACCAGCCCUCUGGCACCUCCGCAUGAUGCGACACAAGACACGAAGAAUCGUGCGCCGUGCGCUCCUGCCGCCCACACGGUACCUAAUUCAUUCUGAAUCUAAGCAACGCAUUACAGACAUCACAUUCUACUUCUAGGCAUCACGACAAAUGGGACUAGGUCGCACAGUUUCAGCGCGAACCCCGUGCGGGCCGGAAUGGGCUAACCACCUCUGUGGGCCCCAUUUUUGUACACAGAAUUCCGAUGCAACAACAUCGGAAUUUGCCCGGGACCGUACGAACAUACGAAGUAAAGCCGUCAGCCCGUCGAGGGGCGCCAGCGCUCUGCGGAUUUGGGGAGAAGUUUCAUUUUGUGUUCGCCCCACGAUAUCAUAUAGCAAAUACUACCCAAAUUUAAUUACAUCAUGGAUCAGGUACUAGAAGGGCGGAAGAGGGAGAUAGAGUUGAUAAACGAGGCAAACGAGGAGGAGGAGCGACAUUCCUGCUUCGAUGCUGCCGGUACCCGAAUCUACGGCGUAGGGCUCCCGGAUAAUGAGCAGGAUCGCUUGCGGUACCUCUACAGUCUCCUCCUUGACGACUUGCCGGACUUGGAGAUUGACGAAGUUACAAGAGUGGUCAAAGGAUUGUUUCGGGUGCCCAUCGUUCUGACGACCAUCAUCGACGAAAAGCGCCAGUGGUUCAAGUCCAACAUCGGGCUCUCCGGCAGCGCUUGUGGAAUGACCCGGCAGAAGUCUUUCUGCGCACACACGCUGCUCAGCGACGUCCCUGAAAUUCUGUAUGUCCCCGAUGCUCGACUGGAUCCGCGUUUCAAGAACAACCCGAUAGUGCAAUCAGAUAUAGAGAUCCGCUUCUACUGCGGCUGCCCCAUCAUCGUGGAGGGGGUCCGACUCGGGGCACUCUGCGUGAUCGACUACGUCCCGCGCGUCGACAUCACCUACGAAGCGGCGCUGUUGUUGUGUAAUUUCGCGGAUAUCGUUGCCGCGUCGCUCGGACGCGCCACGGUCCGCGACGAAAAGCAUCUGGACAUGCUGCGCAAUGCAUGCUUUCUGAUCGAC